Molecule: messenger RNA, 1516 nt
Organism: Ctenocephalides felis (cat flea)
Lineage: Eukaryota; Metazoa; Arthropoda; Insecta; Siphonaptera; Pulicidae
Exons: 4
Coding region: 273-992 (239 amino acids)
Source: RefSeq, a predicted model, not a curated record
GAGCCGUACGUGGGGUCUGACUUAAUCAGUUUUGAUUUUGGUUGGCAUAAGGUCAUUUUGUUUUUUGAACUAGUUUACUUAUGUGAGCGCCGGCUUGUCAAAUAUGUCAACGAAGUGUUCAUGAAUAUAAAUUUUUACUUCAUCGAUGGUGCAAGAAUAUGAUGCAUCUAUUCCAUAAAAAGAUACGCAUUUGUUAUUAAAAGAUCUUGUAGCUUAUGAAGAAAGGGUCAUGGAUUUACAGAAAGAAGCUGCUAUCUUAGAACAAAAACUCGAUGAUGCUAAACAAGAAGGUAGACAAGAAGGUAGACAAGAAGGCAUCUAAAUCGGCCAUGAAGAAGGCAGAAAAGAAAGGGAAAUUGAAGUGGCAAAAAACCUACUUAAAGCAGGGGGUAAAGUGCCAAGAGAAAGAGCAUCGUGCUGUAGUACUUAAAAAAUUGCAAGAUUCUAUUCAACAUAAAGACUCUAAUAUCACUGCUGGUAGGCGCUUGUCUGUUGAAAAAUGGGUAAAGACUUAUAUAGAGCAGGUAGAGUAUCUCAAAGACGAUGAGCUGCAGUUUUUGUAUAAGGUUUUCCAAGACGAGAAUUAUUGGUCGGGUAUAAGACUAAAUAAUGCUGUUUUAGGUCAGAAAUUGACUGAAGACAAAAUAAGAGAAAUAAAUAAUCCACUUUGUAGAUAUAAUAUGGCAUGCAGGUAUUGUGUGACAGAUAAGAUUCCUCAACUUUUUCAGAAACAACUUGAGUCUUACAAAAGUGGCUUCUCUUCCGAAGAAGUAGAUGAUGAUGGCAAGCCUGCAACUAACAACCGCAAAUACGUCAGAAAUGAAUUAUUGGAUGCUAUGAAAAGUGUAGACCCUGUGUUUACUUUCUGGAUUGAUAAAAAAACUGGAGGGUUUGAAAAACAUGAUGAUGCAGCAGAGGGUUUUAAUAAAGCUGUAGAAUUUAAGUGGAGUGAAGGAGUGGAAUACUUCUAUCGCCGUAUGAGUCAAGAAUAAAAGAAAAAGAUCGAUAACCUAAUAGUUGACGCUAUUGCUAACUUGUCUGCUGUUAAGGCUAACCAUAAUGUCGCUACUGUUUUAGAUUUUCUUAUACGUGAAAUAAUCACUGAUUCAGCAAAGUAUAAAUUAUUACUUGAGCUACCAGACAAAGGAGUUAUGUAUCGAACUCUUAGCGCAUUAGUACAGUGUGGUUUUGUUGAUGUAGUUCAAGAUGUAGUAAAAUAUUGGUCUGAGGAAAAAGUUUCAUUACCUGAGGAAGAGAAAAUUCUCUCAAAUAGAGACUAUGCAUCUCUCCUUUUCUCACUUUCAAAAUUGAUGUUAGGACAUCCUGAUACAGGUAUCCAAGCUAAGGCAAGAGUAGUUAUCAUGGAUCUUUGGAAAUGCAGCUGCUUUUCUGAACACAAAAAAAUGCCAUUGAUCCUUUGAAAGAUAUACUUGCCUUUGCUGCUAUGAAACCAGCACUUGCAAUGUUGAUUGUAGAUUGGAAACGCAAUGAUGGCCGUGGAGACAACAAAAAAAAA